AUGUACAUGUUUUUGGGAAAUUUUUCUUUCCUGGAAAUAUGUUAUGUCACCACUACCGUCCCUCAAAUGUUGGCCAACUUCCUCUCCACAAGCAAGUCCAUCUCCUUUGUGAGUUGUUUUGCACAGUUCUACUUUUUCUUCUCCUUUGGGUGUGAUGAAGGCUUCUACCUUUGCAUCAUGGCCUUUGACAGGUGCCUUGCCAUCUGCCGCCCUCUGCAUUAUCCACGCAUCAUGACCAGACAGCUGUGCACUGGCCUCGUCAUCUUUGGAUGGUCAUGUGGGUUCAUCAUCUUCCUAACUCCAGUGGUUCUCAUUUCACAGUUGCCCUUCUGUGGCCCAAAUAUCAUCAACCAUUUUGUGUUUGAUCCUGUUCCAUUAAUGAUGCUGUCCUGUUCUGAAGACAGCACCACCCAGCUCGUUUACUCCACUUUCAACGCUGUCUUCAUGAUUGGCACCUUUCUCUUCAUCCUCUGUUCCUACGCUCUGGUGAUUCUGGCUGUACUACGGAUGCCCUCAGAGACUGGCAAACAAAAGGCUUUCUCCACCUGUGCUUCUCAUCUGACUGUGGUGUUCCUGUUUUUUGGCUCUAUUAUGGUGAUGUAUGUUAGCCCCAGAUCAGGACACCCAGUGGAAGUGCAAAAAAUUGUGACUUUAUUUUAUACUGUGAUAACACCCCUCUGCAAUCCUCUAAUUUAUAGCCUGAGGAACAAGGAGAUGAAGGCUGCUUUGAGGAAAGUUUUGGGGACAGAAAGACCUGUUCAUAAAACAUAA
This is a messenger RNA of Lemur catta (Ring-tailed lemur), 771 nucleotides long. RefSeq names its product olfactory receptor 11H12-like. The record is from RefSeq and is a predicted model, not a curated record. The coding region runs from base 1 to 771 and encodes 256 amino acids. Gene Ontology annotation, biological process: G protein-coupled receptor signaling pathway. NCBI's taxonomy places the organism in Eukaryota, Metazoa, Chordata, Mammalia, Primates, Lemuridae. Gene Ontology annotation, molecular function: olfactory receptor activity. The transcript has a single exon. Gene Ontology annotation, cellular component: membrane.